CUCGAUCUACACUAGCUUCUAUCUGCUGCGAAGUUUGAACACACAUUCUUCUUCUGCUACUUCAUCACGUAGCUAGCUAGGUACGCACGUACAUAAUAAGAAAAUGGAAAACCAGCAAGCAGGUUAUGAGCUUAUAUCCAUGACAUACACCUGGACCAUCGAAAACUUCUCCAAGAUCAAAACCCGGAAACAUUACUCCGAUGGUUUCGUCGUCGGCGAUUUCAAAUGAAAAGCGCAGAGGGUCUUGUUUUGUUCUUGUUCAUGUCUAAAAUUAUGAUUUUAAACAUGAGAGUUUCCUUGUGGGAAUCUGAACUUUUUGAAUUCAUGGACAUCCUCGUGCCAAGAGUUUGAUGAGGUAAGGCGGAUUGUGGUAUAUCCAAAGGGGAGCAAUGGGAAGCAAUACUUGUCCAUGUACUUGAAUGUCGCAGAUGCUUCAAUGUUACCAUCUGGGUGGACUAGAUAUGCCGACUUCACCUUGACUGUCGUUAAUCAAUUUAACAGCGACAAGUCUAUAACAAUAGACACUCAGCAUCAGUUUAGUGCAAAGAAAAGUGAUUGGGGCUUCACAUCCUUCAUGCCUCUAAGUGAGCUCUAUGACCCGAAUGAAGGGUAUAUUGUGGAUGACGUAUGUAUUGUCGAAGCUGAGGUUGCAGUCAGUAAAGCUGACAUUAAGGCUCUAAAAGACCAAGAAACUGCCUUUCUUGAGCAGGAACUUCAAAGUCAGUCUUCAGAUGUGGAGUCUGUGAAAUAUUCAGAUGCUUCAACAGCACAUACAUCACUUUGUUCUGAAAAGAUGCUUGGUUUUCACGAUGCACUAAUUCCUCGCCCUAUUCAGACAAACGUUGAUUCUCCACAAGCUCCACGCUUGAAAAUAAAACCAAGAUCUGAUGAAGUGCUUCCUUACCAGGAGACUGAUAGCCCAGUUGGCCCUCCCAUAGUUGAUGAAAGCGAUGAAGCUCCUUCCUCCCCAGUUGAUGAGCUCAUAGAUUUCAGGGGGUUAGGGAAAAUAGAUAAAACUUUUGUUCCACUGCUGGAAGAAGUCUGUUUGUGGCAUCCUUCGUUGAUUAGCUGCCAGAGGAAAAGAAGUCGCAUGUUUAGUGAAUGGGCAUUCACAGCUUUGGGUCGAGUAUUGCAUUUCUUGAAGACCACAAAGGUUAAGGAUAUGAUGGAGGAGUCAUGUGAGCAUGAUCCAUGUGAGCAUCUUCAAGUUUUGUGGGAGGAGGUUGAGGCCUUCAGAUUUGACUUGAGUUGGCUGGAGCCUUUUGUUCAAUCAGCUUUGGGAAUCAAGAAGUUUGGGGAGAGAGAAGGAGUAUUGAAGAAACUCAGAGAUGAUGUCGAUGCUUUGGAUACUGAAAUUAAGGGGUUAAGGGAGAGGCUAGCUGUUGUUGAGGUAGCUCACAGGGUUGCAAAAAGAGACCUGACAAAGGCAGAGGAAAGCUUCAGCGAGGCAUAUAUGAACAGCAAGCUUGGUUAUGGGAGGCAUUAGCCUUGCUGUAGAAUUCUGUCUUUGAUAUGCAGCCAUUUGUAAUGUGUGCAGUAUAUCUAAAGAUCUGUAAUCCAGGUUUCCAAACGUAUAUUUAUGUAUGGGAGCGCUGCUUGUGGCUAAAGGUUGUUAUCCAUAUUUGAAACCAGUGAGAAGAUCGCCAUCUGAUUUCUACCAAAUGUAUCGUUCAGAGCCGUGACAUGUAUUUAAAUUUCUCACCCU
Fragaria vesca subsp. vesca is the source of this 1705-nucleotide messenger RNA. RefSeq lists its product as uncharacterized. The record is from RefSeq and is a predicted model, not a curated record. Gene Ontology annotation, molecular function: protein binding. The coding region runs from base 410 to 1486 and encodes 358 amino acids. The transcript is spliced from 4 exons. Lineage: Eukaryota; Viridiplantae; Streptophyta; Magnoliopsida; Rosales; Rosaceae.